Molecule: messenger RNA, 381 nt
Organism: Sceloporus undulatus (fence lizard)
Lineage: Eukaryota; Metazoa; Chordata; Lepidosauria; Squamata; Phrynosomatidae
Gene: ADIRF
Product: adipogenesis regulatory factor
Exons: 3
Coding region: 68-322 (84 amino acids)
Source: RefSeq, a predicted model, not a curated record
GCUGGACUCCAUUUAGGAAACUAUCAACUGACCAGGAGGGUGGAAGAACAUCCACACAGCAGGAAACAUGUUCAAAGUAGAUCUUGCAGAACAAGCGACAAAGCUGGCAGGGAACACUGUACAGGAUAAAGUUGAUUCAGCAGGUCAGGGUAUCCAGCAAGUAGCGAGCCAGGUGACAGAAGCUGGUCAGAAAGUGGUUGAUGAAGUCUGCAGAGGGGCACAAGAUGCUGGAGAAAAGGCUACACAAUGUGUAACAAACCAGAUAAAUACCUUUGGUAAAAGCUUUGGUCAGAGUGAAGAAAAGAAGAAUGUUCCAAUCUAAAUCCUUUUCUGAUUCCUUCUGUACAUUUAAUAGAUAUAGUAAAAUGCUCAAGAUCUUCA